AUGGCACUUUCUUUCCAUGUUCGUUCUAACAGCUUCCCUUCAAGACAACACCCUCAAGCCACUCAUGUCGAUGAGCAAUUGAGCCGAUUGAGAUCUUCAAAAGAAACAACAACAGCUUCAAGCUCUUCUAUCUGCCAAAGACUUAGCAACCUUCAAGAUUUACAUGAUUCUCUUGACAAGAUGCUUCGUUUGUCCAUCACUCAACAAACUUUAUCUCAAGAACAAAUUGAGAUGAUUCUUGAUGGAUCUAUCAAGAUCUUGGAUUUAUGCAACGUUUCCAAAGACGGUUUAUCACAAAUGAAAGAGAGUCUCAAGGAGAUCGAAUCGAUUUUAAGAAGAAAGCGUGGAGAUCUAUCAGCUGAGAUCAAGAAAUACUUAGCUUCUAGAAAGUCUCUCAAGAAAUCAUUCCAGAAAGUACUCAAGAAUUUGAAAACCGGCCACAACAAAAACAAAGAGUCUUUGGCUGUAUUUGGAGAAGCAGAAGCUGUAACAGUUUCUUUGUUUGAAUGUAUGUUUACCUUCAUGUCUGGAACAAAAUCUUGUGGCAAAUGGUCACUGGUCUCAAAGAUAAUGAGCCAGAACAAAGCUGCAUGUGAAGAUGCAGAAAAUGAAUUCACAAGAGUGGACUUGGAGUGCCAAUCAGAGAAGUCCUUGAAGAUUGAAGAUGUGCAGAACUUAAAUUCGUGCAUUGAAGAUCUUGAAGAUGGGAUAGAGUUACUCUCUAAAUCUUUGAUCAAAUAUAGAGUCUCGAUUCUUAACAUCUAAUAGGUUAUAGUGCCCAAAAUAUUUUUGUACAAAUAGGAUAUG
Messenger RNA from Raphanus sativus (radish), 807 nucleotides. RefSeq lists its product as uncharacterized. The transcript has 3 exons. NCBI's taxonomy places the organism in Eukaryota, Viridiplantae, Streptophyta, Magnoliopsida, Brassicales, Brassicaceae. The record is from RefSeq and is a predicted model, not a curated record. Bases 1 to 765 code for a protein of 254 amino acids. Gene Ontology annotation, biological process: shoot system development; root development.